UGCAAUGGGGCAGUUCCUGAAGCUACGGAUGAAAACGAUAUUCUUCAGGAACUGAAAGAAAAUGGGAUAGAGUGGGAUGAAGAGUACCCUCCUGUACCACUGAGGGCAAACAAUGGUACCCAAGGAGUGAUGGAGGCCCUUUCCAUCUACCUUACCGGCUCCCUCAUGCAUUUACCUGUCCUAAAGAGAGUGAUUGUCCUCAUCCGGAAGAAACCGAACGAGGAGUUGCAAAAAAAGGAAUGUUCUUAUACUUUCUUGCAUAAGCCUGAUUGCAAAAUGCAGAAGAAUGGAGAUGAAAAAUGGAGAGGUAUCCUGCUCUUCGCACAAAAUUCACUGGAGAACAUCCUGCCUGUUGUCCCUUGUGGUGAGUUACCAUUGACGCAGAGCCUAGCACAAGCGCUCAUGGAACGAGCAACAGUCGUGCCGUCGCCCGCCUUCUGGAUCUUCUCUAUUCAACCGUGCCAAGAUUCUACGAAUUGUCCAGCAAGUGCAUUUGAUCUCCAAAAGAUGUUCCACGAAGAGUUGAAGAAAGCCAUGGGUCUCCACCAAGAAGACACUAACGUUUCUCCUGAACGGCGAAAUGACGACACUCCUCAAUCAGCCCCUGGGAGAAUUCCACCUGGUCAUUCGCUCAGGACUCCGAAGCCUGCGGCAGACGGCCCGUUGAUACUGCCCGGUCAGCCGAAGAGCUCGGAGGAAGGAGACAGCUCGGGUCAACCCGACGUGGUGCUGCCCGGGGCGCAUCCCUCGUCCGAGGCGAAGAGGCGGAGGAAUCGCUCCAACGUGGAAGCCAUGGCAGCAAAAAGUACUGAAACUCUGUCCCAGGGUGACCCUGGUUCGUCGAGUACUUCUGACGCUUCUAAGUCGCAUGAGAACGGGGAGAAUGGCACCGGUAAAGAGGACGGUGAAGGUGACGGCACUGUGGGUGGUGGUCAGCCGUACGAAGCAGGUGAAAUGCCUUCUCAAAUGCAGCAGCAGCAACAGUCAGAGUAUUCUGAUGGUCACCAGCGAUCCUUGACUCCUGAGCUUGGCCCUUUACCAGCUGCCUGGGAAAAGGCAUUCACAGAACAAGGGGAGCCAUACUUUAUCAAUUAUGUGAUGAAUCGUGUGAAAUACUGUAGUCACGACACUGGGACCUCUUCCUGGCUGGACCCCAGACUGGAGAGGGUGAAGAAGAAGAAACUGGAAGAGUGCGACGACAACGAGUUGCCCUUCGGUUGGGAGAGGAUCGACGAUCCCUACUACGGGACCUACUACAUCGACCACGUGAACCGGAGGACCCAGUACGAGAACCCCGUCAUCCAGGCGAAGCAAGCGGUUUCUUCGGGAAGCAUCAAGGACUCUCUGGGGAACGAUUCCCAGUCUCAUACUUCUGCUUUUGCUUGGCACUUGAAGAAGCACUACAUCCAGGAACUUUCAACAGCUCCCACCACUGCAGACAGAUGGCGCUCAGAGUGGGAAAGAGCCAGCCCCAAGAACUCCUACCUGAUCACCAACCCGGAGGACCACAUCACUGGGUUCAACCUACCUCGACACCUAUGGGUUAACAUCAACGCUGCGAUACAACCCGUUGCGCUGACAGACUACAAGAGGGGCCUUCGUGACAACCCACACUUCUGCUGUGGUGCGGUCGAGAACCCUGCUCAUUUACUGGGCUGCUGUGCUGUCCGUGAGGGCCUUCCUGGUGGACUUACGAAACUGCACAAACGGAUGUUAUCGUGGGACAGGAUCAGAUGGAACAUGCCGAAGCUAAGGGAUGUUUUCAACCUCGAUCCAGUUGAGUUGCGACGCGCGUUAAGUGACAAGAAUGUUAUCACAUUCAUGGAAGAUCGACAUAUUCGUAUGAACCCAUACCUUCAUGAACAAUAUGCAGAACUCUUUAACAUCCUCUUCAAGAAAAACCCAGAAGAAUGGAUCCCCAAGUUCUACGAGGCACUGGAGGACAUGGGAAGAAAGGAUAUCAGGAAUUUCUUGCAAGAAGAGUUGAAGAAAGAAAUGGGUCUCCACCAAGAAGACACUAACGAUUCUCCUGAACGGCGAAAUGGCGCCACUCCUCAAUCAGCCCCUGACUCAGGGAACUCCAUGAAACACAUUUUCAGCUUUAGACGUUUGCCAUUUUUGCUCGCGGAAAAAAUGUAUUUGGAAAAGCGACUCACCCAAGAGCCCGGAACAGAUGCCCCA
Darwinula stevensoni is the source of this 2181-nucleotide messenger RNA. The record is from the annotation of a GenBank genome assembly. Lineage: Eukaryota; Metazoa; Arthropoda; Ostracoda; Podocopida; Darwinulidae.